CGUGACAGUAGAAUUUUGUGGUCCAACGAACAAAUGUAAACAUUACCUUGGAGCAUCUUAUUUCUCUUUUCCAAAACGUGUGAAACAAAUUUAAGAAAAACAACGCAACUUAAAAGUGUGUAGACUUUCCCACAAGUCGAGCUACGAAAGCCGAGCUCGGAAAGCGAAAAAAGGGUAACACUGGCAGCAGAUCGUCACGCAAAGGAGACAAGUGUGACAUUACCUGACGUUGCGCGACGACCCAAAGAGGAGAUUAGCCUUGUGGAAUACGUCAUGUUAUGAACCUGUUCCGACAAGCGCACACAUGGGGCAAGAGGUCACAACUGUUCCACUGUUUCGUCGUGCUUUCCUUGUUGUUGCAGUCUAAAUUAAACAUGGAUACGUGCAUAUCUCAAGAAAAGCAAAAUCCUCAUCAUUUCCGCAAGUACCACACGCCGUUUUGUGAGGACACGUGUGUCAUAAAACAUCACGACUUGGUGGCAGCGUUAUGCGUGAACUGGCGUUAUGUCAGAAUUCACCAGCCCGGGAUAUUACCACCAGUGUUGACGGAAGCCAUUGAAUCCACGACGCUGUCGGGCUGGGAUAAGAACGGCGACGUACCUGAUCCUUUGGAGGAGUUACGAUGCCCGCUGCUCUACCUAGCGUGCGCAUUUGGAAAGAGUGGAAUCGUGGAGGGACUUCUUCGACACAAUUUUGAUCCAUGUGUGGUAAACCAACAUGGCGAAACAGCCUUACACGGGGCUGCGAGGCAUUUAUACAACACCGGAACGUCUUCGCGGAAAGAAAAGAUUGGCAAGAAUGUCAGCACUAAAAAAGGCCGAGAAGAAGUUUUUUUCAGCAUAGUGUCGCUACUGACUAAAUAUAACCCCAGAUUAUUGGCCUUCAAGGACAACAGUGGUUUCACAGCGUUCCACUUGUGCGCUACGAACAUCACAUACACUAACUCGAACAAAAGCGCGUCUUUUCAUCAAUUCUGUUUAAAGGUUAUGAUCAAACGAUUGUUUGAACUUGAAGCCGCUUCCUUGUUGUCAAAAUAUGAAGUGAUGGAAAUCAUUAAAGCCCCAGACAAUGAGCACGGUGAUUCUAUUUUGCAUAUUCUGGCCAGAGACAGAAAGGAUGGUUUUGAGGUCCUGAAAUUCGUUCGCCUCUUUGUUCUAUUGGGCAUAGGAACUGAAUUGCCAAAUGAGAAAAACUGGACAAAUGAAACAGUGUUUUCAAUCGCUUGCCAGACGAAUGCACGCGGCGCUGAGGAAAUAUUUCCGGGCUUAUCAUGUGCGAACAGCUGUCAACAUUAUUUUGAUUGGCAAUAUCAAGAUCCUUCAGCUACCACACAACCCGAAAUGUUGCGAGGAACUGGGGUUCAAGUGGCAAACAUCGACACCAGUAUACCACAGGUAUACCACAACUUUGAGGAUGCCGGUUUUCCCACAGGACACCCAUUCGCGGAGUUGAAUGCCACUUCUUCGAACCCGAAUGUUGAUCACGCUGUUCCUCGUGUCCUCAUAAGUAUGCCGAAGAUCACCAACACGUUUUCGCUGGCCGGAGAAGAAGCUUGCGAAGAGAGAAGUCAAGGGUCUUCCAAAACAGAAUCUGCAGAAAACUCAAGUACAUCAAGUGGUGACGUUGAAGUCAUUGAAACUUGGGCAGCUGAUAAUCGCUGGGACUGGGGUGAGCCACACACUGAUGAAGUUAGCCAAUCAGCUUGCAGUGAGAAUGCGGAAACUUACAGCACAUCUUCAAGUGAGGUUGAAAUCGUGGAAUCUUGGGAGUUAAAUGAGUCCUCGGAUCUUAGCCUGUCGCCAUGUGACGAAGCUAGGAACACUGAAGGAGAAAGUUCUUUUCUUGAAUUCGUGUUAACUGAGGGAAGUUCCCUGGAUGCGCUCUCAAAGAGGGACAUCGUGGCUGUAGUCCUGACAAAGCAUAAGGAAAAAAUACGUGAACUGGAAGACAGCAUACCGCAACUUGAAGAUAUGUUAACAGAAAGCGAAACGAGUAUAGUUCAGAAGACUGCAAGACUGAACUCAUUACAGAAGGAAGUAGAUUCGUUGAAAAAGGAGAUUGCCGAAAAAAACAAAUCCAGGAACGAACUGCGACAGAAAAUUGACCUGAUGAAUGAGGAGAAGAACAGCCUUAGGAGAAGGGUGGAACAUUGUCAGGAAACCAAAGAGCUGCUUACAAUCCCUUUUAAAAAGGCUCGAGUAUGAACAGUGCAUUAAGUUUAUCCACUUAAAAGCUUUUUUCACGGAUAAUAAUACCUAAUCGUACCCUUGGUCUAGCAAUGUGGCUGAACUACCGUAUUAAGCAUACCCAAAUUUGGACGUCAUAGCCAUAUCAGAUCAGUGACUUGAUAUCGAAGGAUACCAGGACAGUAGACACAACUUCUGUAUGGUGACUUAAUACAAAUGUGGGUACUGUGUCCAUAUGUGGUCAAGAAGUCCUUGUUAUUUGUCAUCCGUACCCCUACAUAGACUUGCAAUAUCUUUAUCAGUUCAGUAUAGUUUCCUGAAUACUCGGACUUGUGCUCCAGAAUUCUCUCCGGCAUCUUGCAAAGUGCUGUACAGCCACAGGUUACCUCGCCCUGGUUGUAAAAAUAUGAUUCGUUGACAUUUUGCUGAAUAAUUGAACGAUUACUGACCAUGCUCAAUCUUUCAUGCGGAAUAUCGUCUCUGAUUCUAGCCAAAUGAGGAUCGGUAUCAUAGAAACAAAUUUCAAACGUAUAAGGAGUGCAAUUCAUUUAGGUAAUGCUUUAUUUUGCAGAGGAACGUUUAAAUCGAUUGCUGAUUUGCAUUUUAUAUCAACAAAUAGUUAGAAGAUUAUAAGAAGUUUGGUUCUUCAGUCUGGCUCAAUUUAAGUGAGCUCUGUCCUAAUUACAACUCGAGGUAUUUAUAUAUGUAGUUGGCAUAUACUUUGGCGAGGCAAUCACUACAAAUUCAUUUCGUUGACGUAUCUGAGACGAACGGCCGACAAGACUGUCGGUUUUUUUUUUUUUGUGCAGACCACGUGACCCCAAACGAUUGGCCGCGACGAAACAUCGAGGCCUAAGAACUUAGAAACGUUUUAUGAAGAUAAUUCUACAGAGUUUGCGCAAAAUUAACAUGAAGUUGAUAUUUAUGUAUAUGUUUUUGCUUAUCGACAUUUAAGAUGCCGAGUCAUGUUGAAGUGCCAUUGGCCAUUACUCGACUUGGCUAUAAGUGUCACGUGAUGUCUUGCACUUAUUAUGUAGAAAAUGGAGCGGUUUUCAAUUGAGCCGGUGUCGAAAGUAAUUAGACAAUUACUUUGGUUUUGGUUUUGGUUUUACGACACUCAAUUGAAAACCGCACUAAAGAUACCGAACAGUGAACGAUACGCAGUGCCAGAACUCUCAGGAAAACAAAAUCUUUACUGAAAUGCAUCGAAUAUGACUAUAAUUGAAUCACGCUCUUUAGAACAGUCGAAAAGAAGUAGUUCCUCCUUACUGAAUGUCGCUUUUUUAUAAGUUCUAGUUCCACUUUUCGAUAGAAGCGCCCCCUUUACGAAAUUGACAUAAAAAUUACUCAAUACACGAGUGAAUUAUGUAGUCGGCUUUCUCAUCUGAACGUAAUAUUGAACUUUUGUACAGACGAAAAGAAUAUGUUGUGGUUCAUUAGAAAGUUUUGUGAUUACAGUCCAUUAAUGAUUUAUGAUUAACAAUGUUUUCCAACAAAUAAAUAAACAAACAAAUAAAUAAAUAAAUAAAU
Orbicella faveolata is the source of this 3716-nucleotide messenger RNA. RefSeq lists its product as uncharacterized. Gene Ontology annotation, molecular function: transcription regulator activity. NCBI's taxonomy places the organism in Eukaryota, Metazoa, Cnidaria, Anthozoa, Scleractinia, Merulinidae. The record is from RefSeq and is a predicted model, not a curated record. Gene Ontology annotation, cellular component: MBF transcription complex; SBF transcription complex.